GCCUUGAGCAUAAUCACUGUCAGUCUCCAUUCGACUCCCGUCCUGAUCAUCGCCGUCGACGGCUUGUAUUUGACUAUAAAAAUGGCCACAGUAGAGCUUGCCGCAACCUAUGCUGCACUUAUCCUCGCAGACGAUGGCAUCGAAAUUACGUCUGACAAGAUCGUCUCCCUAACAUCUGCCGCCGCCGUUGAAGUCGAGCCAAUCUGGGCAACUCUUCUUGCCAAAGCACUAGAAGGAAAGGAUGUUAGAGAACUACUACUAAACGUUGGUGCUGGCGGUGGUGCACCAGCUGUUGGUGCUGCACCAGCAGCAGGUGGUGCCGCACCCGCUGCAGCUGCAGAAGAAGCACCAAAAGAAGAGGAGAAAAAGGAAGAGAAGGAGGAGUCGGACGACGACAUGGGUUUCGGCCUUUUCGACUGAUCUGCUUUCCCCGCACGAUAUCUUAUUUUCCUCUCCGAGAUUGCAUGUAUCACUGAGGCAUCCAAUGAUUGAAGAAUUGAGCCCAACG
Pisolithus orientalis is the source of this 508-nucleotide messenger RNA. Its product is annotated as 60S acidic ribosomal protein P1. Gene Ontology annotation, cellular component: ribosome; cytosolic large ribosomal subunit. The record is from RefSeq and is a predicted model, not a curated record. The coding region runs from base 82 to 420 and encodes 112 amino acids. Gene Ontology annotation, biological process: cytoplasmic translation; translational elongation. NCBI's taxonomy places the organism in Eukaryota, Fungi, Basidiomycota, Agaricomycetes, Boletales, Pisolithaceae. The transcript has 4 exons. Gene Ontology annotation, molecular function: structural constituent of ribosome; ribonucleoprotein complex binding; protein kinase activator activity.